Paramecium sonneborni is the source of this 1089-nucleotide messenger RNA. Lineage: Eukaryota; Ciliophora; Oligohymenophorea; Peniculida; Parameciidae. The record is from the annotation of a GenBank genome assembly.
AUGAUUCAAUCAAAAUAGUCAAAAUAAAAGUUCAAUAUUGAAGAUUGUUCUGAAUCUGAAUAAGAAGAAACUUAAAGAAAAUCUUUGAAUGCUUAAUCUUAGUCAUUAUUUUAAACAUCUUUAUUUAGUGCAUUAGACUCUUAAGCUAAACAAAUUAAAAAGAAACCAAUAGUUAAAAAAUCUAUGACUGAAUUCCUUAAUAAUUAUGAUUAAAAUUUUGAUGAUGUUUUUGGAAGUAUGAAUAUACCCAUGGAUAUUAAUGAAAAUCAUUAAGAAAGUAAAAAGAAUUAACAUAAUAAUAAUAAUAAAGAUAAUAAUAAUAAUAAUGGAUAAAAAAGUAAUAAAAAGUAAUAAAAAAAGAGACCAAUUGAAAGUGUUAAUUCAGAAUUAGAUUCUAAUUCUAAUUCAGAUUUUGAGACUACUAUUAAAAAGUAAUCAACAAAAUCAAAUAGAAAUGGGAAAAGGAAGUAAUCAAAAAGAAUUGUAGAUUCAGAACAAUCAGAUGAAUAUAAGGAUAUGGAAUAAGUUUAAUAAAUGUAAUAGAUUGAAAAUAAAAUAAAAAAAUAGAGUUAACAAAAAAAAUAAACAAAAUUAAAUAAUAAAUAAUCAUCUGAAGAAUAAUCUAGUGAAAAUAAAAAGUAUAACCCAAAUUCAUUAGAUUUACCAUAAGAUAGUAAAAAGGAUAAGAAAGGAUAAAAAUUGAAAACAGCAAUUUUUAAUUUUGGUGAAGAAGAAACAUAAACAAAAAAGUAAACAAAAUAAAUUAAGAAAAUUAAUAAAGAUUAAAAAUAAGAUACAGAUAAAAAAUAGAAUCCAAAAACUAAAAAUAAGAGAGAGAUUGAAUAAGAUGAUGAUGAUGAUUCUGAUAAGAUUGAAUAAUUAAUUAAGGAAUAUUAAAAAUAAGAACAAGAAUUACAAAAUAAUCUUAUAAUUAAAAAAGGUAAAUAAUAAAAAGAGAAUGUACCAAGAUAAUAGAAAGUAGAGAGUAAGGAUAAAAAUAUAGUUUUCAAUAAAGACAGUAUAAAAAUGAAUUCAAUGAUUCCAAAAUCAAAUAAAGAUGAUGAUGAAGAUAAUAUAAAGGAUAAAUGA